GCUCAUAAUAGGUAAUCGAGUUGGCUCUAGCCACAAUGUUGAGAGUUGAGACAUCUCAUGAGCACUAAAAGAGUCAACUCACGAGCUGAGCUCAACAAGUCACCGAGUCGAGCUAGCUCGCGAGCUCCACGAGCUGCAGAAGGCUAAGCUCAAGCUCAACUAAUUAGUAAACGAGCAGAGUUUCAAACGAGUUUUUCCCGAGUCGAGCGUCAAGCCGCUCGCGAGCAGCUCGACUCAUUUGCAGCCCUAAAUAUACUCGACCUUUCAACUAUUUGGACUUAAUUACUUGUUCUAUUAUCACUAUUUUUCAUUAAUAAAGUGUUUUUUUCCUUCGUUUUAUCAUAAAAGGUAAAAUUUUAUGUAUAUUUUUCGCAUAACAUGACGUGUGGAUCGACCACCCCUAUCCAUAUCCGCAUGGGUAUUACCCCGAUCCAUAGUAGCGUGGGGCUAGAGUGAGACAUGAGUAUUGAGAGCCCCGUCUCGUCUCAUUGCCAUUAGUAGCACUCAAUAUAGUCUAGCGAAUGAGUAUCAGCCACGCGUAACCCCGUGAAACAACUUCAAACGGCUUGUGGUGGAAUUGGGGCAGGAAACGAAAAGCAGCUUCCUUCUCAUUUCUUUCUGCGGUCCAUCCCCAACAGGGACGCGCUUAAGCAAUCCAUCCCUUCCCGGCUUCUCUAAAAUCAAUAUCUGCUCAAUCGAAAACCCUAAUUUCCCCCAUCCCUCAACCCUGCCCGAUCCAUCAAUUUUUCGGUUCUUACACUACGAUUUUGCAGGUUUGCGAAUUACGAUCUUCGCUCAUCUUUUUCUGCUCGGUCUUUCCCUUCGUGUUGUGGGUUUUUUUUAUUUUCGAUCGAUCAGAAUCGUUCUAUGCUUGGGAUGAUUGCGGAUUUUCAGAAUUAGGGUUUUGAUCAAUCGCGGGUUCUUGAUUUUUGGGCUUGAUUUGGCAGAUCAGGGCAGGAGGGAUUUACUUCGAUAUAGUUGAAAAAUGUUUACCAGGAUAUUUGGCAAGCCUAAGCAGGAAGGCAAUGCCCUGGCCACCUUGGAUAAACUGAAUGAGACACUUGAAAUGCUCGAGAAAAAGGAGAAAGUGCUUCUCAAAAAAGCUUCUCAAGAAGUUGAAAAGGCCAGAGAAUUUGCACGAGGAGGAAACAAAAGGGCUGCCCUCCAGUGCUUGAAAAGGAAGAAGUUGUAUGAACAGCAAGUAGAACAGCUGGGGAAUUUCCAAUUGAGGAUUCAUGAUCAGAUGAUAAUGUUAGAGGGUGCAAAAGCCACUACUGAAACUGUAGAUGCAUUGAGAACCGGAGCAGCUGCAAUGAAGGCGAUGCAAAAAGCAACAAAUAUUGAUGACGUGGACAAGACCAUGGAUGAAAUCAAUGAACAAACCGAGAAUAUGAAACAGAUCCAAGAAGCAUUGUCAACUCCAAUUGGUUCUGCAGCUGAUUUCGAUGAAGAUGAAUUGGAGGCAGAACUUGAAGAGUUGGAAGGUGCUGAGUUGGAAGAGCAACUUCUACAACCUGCAACCACAGCUCCUGCAGCUCCAGUCCACGUGCCUGCAGGAAAACAACCUGUUCGUCCUCUUCCUCAAAGGAAGAACACCAAGGAGGAAGACGAACUUGCUGCCUUACAGGAAGAAAUGGCGCUCUAAAGCAGGUUCUUAGUUCUUACCCAUCGCUCCCUCUGUUGGAUUGCACAUACUGGUAUUUGGUUGAGUGUAUGUGCACAAGUGUUAUUUACAACAUAAUGAUUGGACAAAUAUAUAUCGUCUUUCUUAGACACCUUUUUUUUUAUUAUGUAUUUAGCUCUGUAAGUCACUUGCCACAAAUUUGUGUUCUUUUCUGGCACAAUUUUCCUUGCAAAUUUCCUUCACCAAAUCGUUUUUUUGCAAAUAUAUGUCGUAUAUCUACAUGUAAAAUAAAUAGCAUGCAAACACACUCUUAUAAGUUUAAGCGAAUCAGCUGGUAGUGAUUUGCGGGGAUUGACCUCUGUUGGUUCUAUUUAUUGUAUGCAGGGAGCUAGCUGCCUGUGGAACACGGUAGAGAACUCUUUGGAAGAUGGGUCAUUUCUGUAUCAUGGAUUUCUCCUUCAAACUCUCCAUUUCACGCAUCUUGUGUGUGGCAUUGAACGGUGGACCCUUGUAUAUAAUGAUCUUGGAAACUUGACAACAAAGUUCUUGAUAAAUUCGCAAUGCUCUCUUUAUCUCUUUGUGAGCUUUUGAUCAUGCUUCCCCAUAUUUUCUUCACUUCUCGGUUUAUGUUCCGCCUCAGACUCAGUCCUCCUGUACUGUGAUCAUCGGAUGUGUAUCAUUGAUAACAUUAAUACCAACUGGGUAGCCUUGCAUUGUCAUUUAGGUCAGUACUUGAAGUGAAUGAUGAAUAUAUAGCAAUUUCUGCUUUAUGGCUUUAUUUGUAGUCUUGGGUGUAUCUACCUGAGGUUUAGCAUGGAAAGAUGGUCGAUAUCAAUUCAAUAAAGCCAAAAAAAAAAAAAAAAACCCUGCAUCAGAAGCAAGGUAGCACUGUAAGCCUGACCAACUGGCCUCAAAUUCCACCGAUUUCGACUACAAUGUUGUUUGCUUUAAAUCUCGUACUUGAACAAGUUCUCAAGCUACUUUGCUGCUUGGGGGAAGUUUCUUUGAACACCAUUACCUCAAUGUGAAUAUUUUGUCUGCCAUCUUUGAAGCAUGAUUAUAGCAACCAAGAUUAAGGUAUCUUUGACUAUGAGGUGAAAGUACUUGUUCAUUAUUUGCAGCUGCAUUGGCGACAUCAAUAGCUUCCUCUGCAAAAUUCAAAACCAACAGAUGUUUUCUUUUUGGUAAAAGACAGACGCAUGAGGUGUCUUGGCUCAUAUUAGGAAUACGAUGUUCUUGAGAAAUUCUCAUUACAUCAAACAAGAUCCAGUGCGGGAGUCCCGGAUAGUGCACACCGAUCGGAUGUGCAUCAAAAGAAAGACUAUGACCCAUAUUGGCCAGGAAGUCAGCUGCACUAUUACAUUCUCUAUAAAUAUGCAUAAUGUUC
Molecule: messenger RNA, 3011 nt
Organism: Linum trigynum
Lineage: Eukaryota; Viridiplantae; Streptophyta; Magnoliopsida; Malpighiales; Linaceae
Source: the annotation of a GenBank genome assembly